Gambusia affinis (western mosquitofish) is the source of this 8627-nucleotide messenger RNA. RefSeq names its product cadherin 5 (gene cdh5). Gene Ontology annotation, cellular component: plasma membrane; adherens junction; catenin complex. Gene Ontology annotation, biological process: homophilic cell-cell adhesion; adherens junction organization; calcium-dependent cell-cell adhesion. The record is from RefSeq and is a predicted model, not a curated record. The transcript is spliced from 15 exons. Lineage: Eukaryota; Metazoa; Chordata; Actinopteri; Cyprinodontiformes; Poeciliidae. Gene Ontology annotation, molecular function: cadherin binding; calcium ion binding. Bases 833 to 3181 code for a protein of 782 amino acids.
CUGCCUUCAUUGUGCAUCUUUGAGCCGUUCUGACAUAUGCGCUCCCCUUCUGCCUUCCCGCUGCUUUCUUUCUGCCGUCUUUCCAUCGUCCCCGUUCUUCACCAGGGGAGCCAGUCUCUUUAAGGUUUUGUCCUGUUUCUCUCAGGAUACGAAAAAAGGAGCAGUAGCAGAGAUCACCGGCAGAGGAGACCGUUACCACAAAACAGGAAAAAGGAAGUGGGCAGUGACCUGUGUGAGAGGGGAUUGGAGUCAAACAGCUGUGGCUCAACAGUUUUUGGAUGUUGGGAUAAGAACAUCAGAGCUGUUUGCAAGAAGAAGAAGAGCAAGGGAAAAAAACUGAGACGAAGAAUCUGUUGGAAACACACCCGAGGGGGGAAACCAACCCUCUACAACCCGAGGACAAAAAGGAGGCAAGAAAGACAUUUUGGUGAUAAAACUCCACACUUGGAGUGACUUGAACUUUUUCUCUUACAUGUAAACGUAAAGCCCAGUGUCUUACCAAAAGCUGAGGUUCUUCAAAAAUCUAAUUCUUAAAUAUUCUGGGAUCUGACUUUGGAAAUGUUCUUGGAAUUACAUCUUUGGGAUACUUGUUGAAGAGACUUCAACAGGGUUUCUGAUUCCCGGAAAAGGUUCAGUCAAAGGCUUUGGAGGAAAUAGUUACUUCAGCUGAAAUCUUUUACAUUGAUGAAAACACCUGUUUCUGGACAGAAAAAGUAGCAGGACUCAGGAACUGUUGAAUUUCCUAGAGUUAAAGUAGACUUUCAGCGUCUUCAAACAAGUACGCAAUCGCUAGAGGAUUUGGGCUUCCCCAAGACAAGAGUCAAACCAGACAAUGGUGUGGCUCCAGGUGCAGUCAGCAGGACUCCUUGCCACUUUGGCGCUCCAAUUCCUUGUUAUCGUCACUCCCGACACUGGUCUUUCUGGGAUGGUACCAGAAAGACGAGACUCGGUUGACAUUGUGAAGAAAGAGUCCCAUCCGGUGCUGUUCAGACAGAAGAGGGAUUGGUUGUGGAAUACCAUUUCUGUGACAGAAGAGAGAGAGGAUCUUAUCCCUUACAAGAUAGGACAGCUUCGGUCAGACCGAAAAGUGGCAGUGAGGAAUUUUGCAAUAGAAGGUGAAGGAGUGAACCAAACCUUCAUUGUGGACAACAAAGGAAACCUGUACGUCAAGGAGCGUCUGGACAGAGAGAAGAAGGCCUUGUAUCAUCUGACAGCCAGGAUGUACGAUGGAAACGGCCUGUUGAUAGAGGACGCUGGGGAAUUUGCUAUUGAAGUGAAUGAUAUCAACGAUAACUGCCCAGUUUUUGAAGAAGAGUACAAAGGAUCCGUCAUGGAGAGAACAAAGGAUACAGUGGUUCAAGUGAAGGCGACCGACGCAGACGACCCAAACACGGACAACGGACAAGUCAGGUACACUCUGCCCAGUGGCCGGACUUCUGGUUUAUUUGAAAUCAACUAUGAAACAGGUGUGAUCUCCUCCAAGGUAAGCAACCUAGACCGGGAGACAAAGAGUCAGUACAUGGUGGUUGUCCGGGCUCAGGACAUGAAAGGAAGGGAGUCUGGCUGCAUUGCCACCACCUCAGUGGCCAUCACCAUCACUGACACCAAUGACAACAUAGCAUCUUUUACCAAAAGAAAAUAUGAAAUAAGUGUCCCAGAAAACCUUGAAGUUAAUGAGAUGAUUGCCGUGCUGGAGUUAAUAGACUUAGACGAGGACGAGAACAAGCAGCCCAUCUUUUCCAUUCCAAGUGGCAAUGGGAAUGUAUUCAGCACCAAAUCCAGUAAGGAUAACGACUGCAUACUGGUCCUCAAACAGGCUUUAGACUACGAGACGCAGAAUAACUACACCUUCACUGUCAGGGUGGAUGAACGGCUGCAAUUUUCUCCAGCUGAAAACCUCAAUGUCGCAAAUACAACAGCACAGGUGACCAUCAAGGUGACGGAUGUGGACGAGCCGCCGGUUUUCACUCGCUCCGUCUAUAACUUCAGCGUUCCAGAGGAGCAGAUGGAAAAACCAAUAUUGGGGAGAAUCCAAGCCAGAGACCCGGACGGAAUCAGGAAGCGCAUAGAGUAUUCCAUCCUGGAAACAGGAUUACCCUUUAGGAUCGACCCGACCUCUGGUCAGCUGUCAGUUCUGAGGAGGCUGGACAGAGAGGUGGAGGAGCAACACAUGUUUAAAGUUAAGGCGCAAGAGGAGAACGGCGGCCUGGCAUCAUUUGCUGAGGUUUUUGUAACGGUUCUGGACGUCAAUGACAAUCCACCUGAACUGACUGCCAAUGAUAUCUUUGUGUGUGAGAACGACGUCAGAAACACGGUGAUCGGUAUCCUCGGAGCCUUGGACAAAGACAAUCAAGCAGCUAGCUUCACUUUCAGUCUCGCUCUUCCCAGCUCCAACUUCUCCAUCAGAGACCACGGCAAUAACACGGCUGCUUUACUGGUGAAGGAGGGCCCCUUCAACCUGGAGGAUUCCAGUGAUUACAGUGUGGAAGUGCGCAUUAGUGAUGGAGGCCAGCCUCUCAUGAGCAGCGUCACCAAACUGCAAAUCAAGUUAUGCCAGUGUGACGCCAAGCGAGUUUUUUCAAGGUGUAAGGCCAGUAUGCAGAGGAUGGGGGUCAGUGUCCAGGCCCUGCUUGCCAUACUGCUGUGCAUACUGACCAUACUGGUGAUAGUGAUCCUGAUUGUAAUGAGGAAACAUUACCAGAAGGAUUCUUUGGCCAGUAUGAAGAACAGCGGUGAAAUCCAUGAGCAGCUGGUCACAUAUGAUGAGGAAGGAGGAGGAGAGAUGGACACAAAUGGCUACGACGUUUCAAUUCUCACCUCGGCGUGUAAUGACAGCUCCCUGCUCCGCCACCCCGACCGCCGCUCCUACCCCUCCAUGUACGCCAUGGUUCAGAAACCCCACCACCUCUCUCAGCCCACAGCCUGCAAAGGCGACAUGGCAGCCAUGAUCGAUAUGAAGAAAGACGAGGCCGACCACGACCGAGACGGAUUCCCAUACGACACUCUACACAUCUAUGGCUACGAGGGACCAGAGUCUCUGGCAGGAAGCCUCAGCUCUCUGGACAGUUCCUCCUCAGGAUCAAACUUGGAUUACGACUUCCUCAAUGACUGGGGGCCGAGGUUCAAGGCACUGGCUGAGCUGUACGGCGUGGACGGUGCAGACUACUACCAUCAGUACUGAGAGCAAACGUGCCUCACAGGUUCACAUCUUGUGUGUCGGUAGUUAAAAAUAGCCAUAGAAAUAGGACAGACAGAAGCAGGAAACAGAAAACAUCCCCAACACACUUCAAACACAAUUUUGUUUUUACUCUGUUAUCAUGUGUGAUUCAGCAAUCCAUUUCUGUUUGUGUCCCUUACCUAUUCACUCAUAAUCACUAAGCAACCUGCAUCAACAUCCAGGAGGUUCCAACUUGAUGAACGAAGGUGGCGUGGGUCAGGAUUUUAUUUUAUGCUCUAAAAAGCUGGAAAAAUGACUCACCAAAAUAAGACUUUCUUUGGUUUCUCACUGUAGGGCAGAGAGGCAGUAGGGAUGGUGUGAUAUAAAAUUAUUGGUGUUUUAAAACUUGAACUUUUCUAGUUGUUUGUACACCUUGUAAACCUAAUCAGAACUGAUCUGGGAUCAUGGAUUUGUUAGUGUUAGUCAUGUUUUUUGAAUAUGGUUUUACUCCAAUAUGAAGCAACAUUUUUGAUUACACACAAAGUGUUGCUGAUGAACCCCUUUUCCUUCACCCAUUCAAACUUUUGAACAAGUUUUCUAAAUGUGAACACAUUCAUAAACUCUUGGACUUGAUGUGAUUUUAUAUGAAGGAUGAAACCGUAAAGACUUCCCAAUAUUUCCAACAUGGACUCUUAUUUAAGAGAGGAAGUCUUAUUAUUGGUUUCAGUCCUACUUGGAAUGUAACACACUCCAAGUGAAAGCAAGUGGGUUUGCACAGUGAUAUUUAAUGUCUUCAUGGAGCAAGUAAGUAAUUUUUCUUCUUUUUCGUUCACCAUUGGGUGUCUGAGCAGCAGUCAUGCUUAAGUCUUAAAAUGAGUUAAAUUUAGCACAUAUGUAGAUUUCUAUUGGUUAAAAUCUGAACAGAAAUCCAAUUUGGUUAUCAAGGUGUUGUGUCCCUUCAUGGGCCAGACGUCCUCUGUGCUGAGAGAGAGCAAAACUAGACAACAGAAAGACGGAAAGGAAAUGGCUCUACUGCUGCUCUGACAGAAUUACAGCUUGUUCCUGGCUUUUAUUUGACAGAACUCAUCAUCACAGUUAUUGUUGUGAUGAAAGCUGUGUCCUCAGAGGCAGAGUCAAACAAAUCUAAAUGACUCGGAUCAGGAAGCAGAGAGCAGCAGCAGUAGCUUGUUGAGCUGCAGCGAUGUGCCUGAUGUGCUUUGAUAACUUUAACCUCUCAGCCUCUUUGGCUUCUGUCAGCUCAUUGAACCUCCAACUUAAAAUCAAAGUUUUCUUUGGCUGAUUAUUGAUCUGUGGCUCAGAUUUGUUUUUAACAACAUCAUUCAAAAUAUUUGACUUCCUGAAAUGAGUCAGUGGUUCAUGUGAAAGACAGUGUCGUCUCACCGUGUGUGAGAGCAGUCAUUGUAGAACAGAAUUUUAAUCUUAUUUUUACAAAUGCACCAUAUAUAUCAGCAAUAAUAUCUGUAUUGGACAAUAUGUGUCAUUUUUUAGCAUAUCAGUAUCGGUCCGUUAAAUACACAUUUUCAUAUAGGUUCAUCCUUAAAAACCUUUUAAUCAAAUUAUUACAAAUUUGCAAUUUGAGCCAUAGACAACAACCUGCUAAGUCACCAUGUUAAGCUAGCUGUUUUUGCUAGAUUAGCAACAACAGCUGUGUACAUUUGUAUUCACCUGACAAUCUCCUAACUUUUCCUUAAAGAUUUGACAGAAGCUGCCAUUAUUUCCAAAUACUCCAUGAUUCCUGACAGACUGAAGGUUUGAACCCGAGCAGCCCUGUUUAGCCUUCCUGUUAUCUCCUGAAAAGGUCUGUCUCUCGGUUUGUAAACACGUCAUGAUAUAGUGGCUACUUGUUUUCAACAUGCUGCAUACAAAGCUUCUGCUUAAUUAGAUUCUUACAACUCUGGUGUGCUUUAAUUUGAUUUUGAAAUACUUUGAUACUGCAAGCUAGCUUCUAGGUGUCUUCAUUCAGUAAUAGAAUCCACACCAAAGAGUUUUGGCCUUAAUGUGACUUGGCAGUGUGUUCAUCCUGUUUUUGACUUUCUGCCUGGUGAGUUACUGAUCACAGCCAAACAAACUGAAAUUUGUCAAAUUUUUUGUCUCAAGUCAAUUUUUUUGCUGGAACUUUUGAUGAUUUUUAGUGCAGAUAUGGAAAAUAAUGAGGUCUUUGUAGUGUUCAAAAUGCAGUUUUAAGAAUCUUGAAGGCUUUGCUGAGACUCAUAGCUAUCGAUGCUGAAUUCCUCCUGCUCAUAUUAUUGCCACUUAUUUUUUCCACACCUUGCAGAUACACUUUAAUGAAAAUAUGAUUCAGCCACUUUGCUAAAAACUUCAACAGAGUGACAGAUAAUCAAUAGAUAAAUGAGACCAAAGCAGCUCUUUGAUCUCUCAUAACAGUUUAUAUGGAGAAUGAAAACGGAACGUAAAGUCACAUUUGUAUUUUUGUGUUAAGUUUCAUGCUGAGAUACAAAUCAAAUUUACAAAUCAAAGUGUCGACUAAUCCAAUCCUGUUUGGACCUCACACAUUACAUUUACAGUAUAUAUUUCCAUCUGAAUAACUGGUAGCAACAAAUCAUUCAAAAUGUCUCUUUCUUUUCUUUGGGACAUUUUGAAUGACCGUCCUCUGCUGGGUUUCUGGCUCCUGGGUAACUGAAGUAAUCAGGAGUACUCCCCCACAGACUUCCUGACCUUUAACCCUGGCCUGUGGAGCAACUGGUUGAGAGCCUGACUAUUACUCAUUACCAUUUAAAUAAUAACAGGCUGGUCAUAAAUGAUAGCUUCUGCCAUUAAAAACUCAUUCAUAACCAGCCAGAAAGCGAAAAGGUCACUAACUGCGUGCAGUAAUGAUGUCACGCCGUUUUUCUGAAAAUCCACUUUGUGCGCUACUGACGGCUCCAUUGUUUAGAAAUGUAUUUUUUCUCUCCAGCUGUACUUUAUUUGCUCUGCUGUUUAUUCUAUUUUUCUUGGCCUGCAGUGCUUCUUUAAAAGCUGGACCUGCUGGGAAUGUCACAGGAUAAACGUGGGAACAAUAGCUGGAAGCUGACUCUCUGGUUAUUCACUUUUAUAUUUACAAUGAGAGAAGAAUGUUUCUCAACCCUGCCGUAUCUACGCCCCCCUCCCCUCCUCCCUUUUUUGUGUCCUUUAAUCAGUUAAAGCAAACAGCGGACCAAGCUUCCUGUACAUCUGGGGACUGGCCCCGCCCCUUCCUGUCUGCAUUAUCUCUCGUAUUGUGCUGACUUCCUGUUAAGAGGAGGUGGGAAGCGUCUUGGAGGGGAAGAGGGAGCAAUUUGAGUAGAAACACAGGAUGAGGGCAAGGAACGGGGUUAGAUCGGAAUAAGGAGGGACAAGGGGAGAGGAGAAACGAUAAAGAACAAAAUGUCUGAUGAAAUAUUGGGGCAUAACACAGAAAACAUGAGAAAAACCUUUAUGAAGCAAUACAUUUAUUUUCAGAAAUCUAAAUUUCAGAUGAAUCUUAAAAAUAAUGAGAAAUUAUCAUGAAAUAUACAUAAAAAUGUAAACAGUUUUAGGUCAUAAAAACAAAAGAAUCAAAGUUGGGAUGGGAAGAAAACACUGGACUAGAGCUUUUUUUAAAAGGUUUUAUUGGCUCUAGCCUUUAUUUGAUAGUGAAUUGAAGGAAAGUAGGUAAUGAGAGAAGGGGAGACAUGCGGCAAAGGUCACCAGGCCAGGAAUGGAACCCGCGUCGAGGAGCAAGGCCUUCUUAUGUGGGUUGGAGGUCUUAGUCUCCAACGAAGGCCCAAUUAAGGAGUGCUCUGGUGCUACGCGUUGCUAUAGCACCCCUGGGCUGGAGCUUUAAAAUCCCUACAAUUUAUCAGUGUUAUUUUGACAUAUUUUAGAACUCACUAUGCCCUUUAAUCUAUCAUGUAUUGUCAUCAUUUAUGUAUUUACAUUUGUUUUUGAAAAAAGUGUGUAUAAAAAAUAGAAAAGGAUCUGCACACAAGUUCAGUAUGCUUUUUUCAUCAACAAAUGUUUGCUGCACAGUUUUCAUGCAGAAAAUGUAAAGAUGUCUUUGAAAGAUGAAGAUGAGAUAUUGAAUGCACCUUUUGUUUUAUAGAUGUGAUUUGUGUGUUAGUGUAUGCAUUCGGUUUGAGUGGUUGUCAUUUCACAAACCACAGAGAUUUGUAAAUGCACUCACAAAUUUAGAAAGGUUUAUAUUUUCUAUAAAAAUCUUAAGAGAAAUGAUGGAAUUUUAAAUAUGUCAUGGCAAAAGCAGUUAACAUCUCAAUAAUGUUAGUAUAAAACCUAAUUAGUUGGUCUUGGAGGAAGCUAAUGGCCAAUUGAAGAAGACUGAAGGAGACUACAGUGUGAAAGGUGUCCUAAUGCAAACAUUAUUUUAAAACUUUUAAGCCACUGAAAUGAGCAUUCGCAGGUUAUUGGUAAAAAAAAAGUCACAAGCAGAAAGUGGAGGUUAACAAUUUGUGAAAAUGGAACAUGCGAAACAUUUCAAGUCAAAGUGACAACGUAAACAGAGAAGCAUUGUAAAAAUCUAUGGAGUUUACUUGAGCUGCUGUAAUUAUUAUUUUUGAUGAAUAAUUUGUCGUAAUAAUUAGCGACUUCUGUGUAAAUAGCUACCAAAUUGAAACAUGACUGUGAUUAAAGGUUGAUAAAAUAGCUUUUUCAAAAAUCUUAGGGCAGCUUAUGCAAAUUUGAGUUGUUUAAAGCAAUAGAGGCCAACUUUUGUCUUGGUCCGCCUUUAGUUUGACCUUCUGCUUUAAUAUGACUUUAUAGUAAAUUAAGAUACUAAGACUUAUUCCUUCCAUAUAACCUUUCAACAUAAGAGCUCUUCAAAAUCUAUCCAUUAAAAAUAGCUAAAAACACUUAUAGAAUAUUAAUCGUGUUUCUUUUGUCAAUAGAAAAACUCAGCUUGGAUUCAGACAAUAAAAACAAAUGUCUCAGGGUGGGAUCCAGGCAAAUAAAAUCGUUUUACAUUUAUACCAAAACAAGCAAAACAUCUCCAGAAUUAAUGACACUGGCCUAAAGUGAACUUAUUUGAACUUUUUGUGCAUUCCUCAAGGAAUUUUACUUUGAGAAAAUCUAUGUAAUUGUGCCCAACAGCAGUAUUUGCUUUUCUUUGUUAUUUCUAAAUUUGGCUUUUUUUUUUUUUUUUCUGCCAAAAAAAUAAAAAAUUCUACAGAAAUUGCUUUUGAAGAAUGGGUAUCCAGCCAUAAUGAUUAGUUUAAAUCUCCAUUGGAUUCAUGUACAUACACAUAGAGUGUCAAUCUCAUAGAAGCAACAAUGAUUUUUUUCUUUAUGUAAAUAUGGAGGUUUGUAGGGGAGAACCAUGUGCCUUUAUUCUUAAAAAAAUGUAUACAUAUAUUCCACACACACACUUUUUUAUGGUUAACACAAUGUUUUUUUAUGGUAUUUCUAUGGUGUAUAGCAGCUACUUUUUAUUACCUGCCAUUAUUUGUAAGUGUAGCUACAAAAUAAAUGCCAAAAAAGU